AUGAUUCCAUCGCAGCAAGACACAGUAGCAUCUGCUACAGCAGACAGCUCCGCAAUCUCAAACACCGAACAGAAGAAAGACGCGGCUCCAAAGAAGCUCACUUUUCACGACAUCCCUUUCGACGUUCGCGUUCUCAUGUGGAAAGAUUCUCUCAAGGACAAGACACGAGUCGUUCCGGCCAGAACAAGCUUGUCUGAAGGCAAUGAAUAUCUGAAGAUUGCACCAGAUAAGGAAAGUGUCGCAGAGCUUGCUGCUACCUUCUUUCAAACCGACAUGGCAGGUACCAAUGCUCUCAGCAAGACAUUGCAGGUUGCUCAGCAAGAAGUCCUCGAUGCCCAAAAUAUCCUCUUCGUUGGCGACCUCUUCGAGAUCUUCAAACCCAUCUAUGAGCUUGUUGUAUCACGACAGACAGUCUGGGUUCCAGCCGGCCCUAACGACACGACCGAAUAUGGACUGCUAGGCUCCGAAGAAAAUCCACUCAAGCCGUCCUGGAUGUUGGUAAGCGUAGAGCCGGAGUUGAAGGUGGAGUCUGUCGCUACAACGGAAAGCCUAGCAUUCCAUGCAUUCGCACCCAGGUCCCUAGAUUGCUAUGAUACAACUGUCCAUAUCGAAUCGAGAAGCUGA
Molecule: messenger RNA, 624 nt
Organism: Cadophora gregata
Lineage: Eukaryota; Fungi; Ascomycota; Leotiomycetes; Helotiales; Ploettnerulaceae
Exons: 3
Coding region: 1-624 (207 amino acids)
Source: RefSeq, a predicted model, not a curated record